AUGGCUACAAAGUUGAUAAUGUUUGCCGCUUUGUUCGGGCACUUGGCCUUUGCUUAUCCACCCAUUGAGUACAAAAGCUACGACGCCGACCAUCACUACGACCACGCUGCACCCAAGCCAUAUCAUUUCGAGUACGGUGUGAAAGAUCUUCACACGCACGACAUCAAGAGCCAGCACGAGUUGAGCGACGGUCACGGUAACGUCAAAGGAUCGUACCGUCUCGUGGAACCCGACGGUUCCACCCGCGUGGUCGAGUACACCGCUGACCACGAACACGGUUUCAACGCUGUUGUCAAGAAGAUCGACGCACCCCAUUACCAAGGCGACUACUCUGCACAAACAGCUGACUACCAUCAGCAACAUCACGAGUUACUUCAUCCGUACGAUCAUUCGACGUACGACAAGUUUUACUGA
This is a messenger RNA of Macrosiphum euphorbiae (potato aphid), 414 nucleotides long. NCBI's taxonomy places the organism in Eukaryota, Metazoa, Arthropoda, Insecta, Hemiptera, Aphididae. The record is from the annotation of a GenBank genome assembly.